Messenger RNA from Huiozyma naganishii CBS 8797, 1377 nucleotides. It is a transcript of the gene MEK1, whose product is annotated as serine/threonine protein kinase MEK1. Gene Ontology annotation, biological process: protein phosphorylation; meiotic recombination checkpoint signaling. Lineage: Eukaryota; Fungi; Ascomycota; Saccharomycetes; Saccharomycetales; Saccharomycetaceae. Gene Ontology annotation, molecular function: protein serine/threonine kinase activity; protein binding; ATP binding. Bases 1 to 1377 code for a protein of 458 amino acids. Gene Ontology annotation, cellular component: nucleus; cytoplasm. The record is from RefSeq and is a predicted model, not a curated record. The transcript has a single exon.
AUGAAGAUAGGGAGGCACACGAAGGAAUGUACGCUGGUUUUGAAUGAUCCAGCCAUAUCUGCGGUCCAUUGUACACUGUGGGUGACUGUGUUUGACGAGGAGAGUAUCCCCAUCUUCUACAUCAGAGACACCUCGCUAAAUGGGACUACGGUGAACGGUAUCACUUUGGCAAAGAAUGUUGCCUAUCCGUUACGGAACAAUGAUAUUGUUGAUUUGUGGCCCGCAGUGCCCAGCAAUACUGGUUGCACGGGGAGAAUCGUUUUUAAGUUCCGGUCCAAUUUCAAGGAGGUACUGGGUUACGAUGUUUACUCGCAUUUACAUAUCCAAAAAACCGUCGGUACCUGGGAGAUCCUGCCCAAAGUUAUUGGGAAUGGUACAUUUGGGCACGUUCUUGUGUGUCAGAAAACCACGCAGUAUGAGCCGGUUUCUGAAACAAUGAAGCAAAGAUUUGCUGUCAAGAUAAUAAAAUUGAAACCGAAUAAGCUGGACAAAGAGGCCAAGAUACUUCUCAGUUUGAAUCAUCCAAACAUCAUUAAAGUGCAUAGGACUUUCAACGACCUCAAUGACAAUUUGUACAUUUUCCAGGAUUUGAUUCCAGGAGGCGAUCUGUUCUCCUACUUGGCGAAGGGCGAUUGUCUGACCUCGAUCUCAGAGACAGAGUCGUUGCUGUUCGUUUACCAAAUAUUACAGGCUUUGAAAUACUUGCACGACCAGGGAAUUGUCCAUAGGGACCUGAAACUGGAUAAUAUUUUAUUGCAGUCGCCGGAACCAUGUACAAAAAUAGUCUUAGCAGACUUUGGGAUCGCCAAACAUUUGACUUCAAAGGUAACCAGAAUGCACACAAUUGUGGGGACUCCGGAAUACUGUGCCCCAGAGGUUGGGUUCAAGGCAAACCGGAAGAUGUACCAAUCCUUUUCAAGAGCGGCGACAUUGGAACAGGAUAAAAUCGGGUACAACAAGAAAUGCGAUCUGUGGUCGCUAGGUGUCAUAACACAUAUCAUGCUCACUGGUGUUUCCCCCUUCUACGGCGACGGGACGGAAAAAUCCAUCAUUGCAAACGCAAAGAUGGGUUAUCUUAACUUCAAAAUCAAACACUGGGCACGGGUCUCUCAACAGGCCAAGGACUUCGUCAAAUGUUUGCUGAAAGUUAACGUAGAAGAUAGGGCGGACAGUGAUAAUGCUUUGUCCCACCCUUGGAUACAAAAACAUGAGGCACAACUGCAACAAAUCUAUAAAAGGAAAAUUCUUCCAAUGAAUGACAGUGCAAAAGUGGCCUCGACAACAAAUCCUGAAAACAAAGAGACAUGGAAACGCAAACUGCCUAAGUCAGUAGUAGUUCAAAGAACAAUUGCUACUAAUAAGAGACAACGUAUUUGA